Microthlaspi erraticum is the source of this 333-nucleotide messenger RNA. Lineage: Eukaryota; Viridiplantae; Streptophyta; Magnoliopsida; Brassicales; Brassicaceae. The record is from the annotation of a GenBank genome assembly.
AUGGACUCAGUCCUAUCAAAUUCUCAGGGAGCUCGCUCCCAAUCUCAGAUCCCAUCGGAUCAAAUCACUUCGGAUGUCAGCAGUGCCAAAACUGCAGACACAUCGAAAAACCCGAUCACCUCGCCAACUGGCAGCAGCCAAACUGCUAGUAGAUCGAGCGUCCUGAUCGAUCCGGUUAUCACCUCCGCGGCAGCGAACUCGAAUGUUCCAGCCCGCGUGAAACCAUCGGUGAUCAACCUCGUCACUCCUGUGACAGCCGAGAACUCGAUUCUACCGAAUCAGAUCUCGCACGCAAUUGAGAAACCUCAUUUGCGGAGUUCGGGUCAAAUCUAA